GAAAAAAAUUUAAGAAGGGCGAGAAUACAAGCCACUACGUACUAUAAAUUUGCAAAAUUGUCGGUAGAAUCACUCAUUGGUCUAAUUAAAACAUUUACUUUGAUUUCUCUCUCUAUAUAUAACAUGGUGACAGUCAAACUUCCUUUAUCUAUGCUUCUCUUAUUUCUUCUACUCAAUAUUUUUCAAUGCUCAGCUGAAAUCCUAUACAUUCCAGUCACUAAAGAAGCAUCAACCCUACAACACAUUAUAGAAGUAGGCCAAAGAACUCCUUUAGUCCCCAUAAAACUCUUAGUCCAUCUUGGUGGUAGAAGCUUAUGGGUGGACUGUACCAAUAGUUCAUCUUACAAAAGUUCAACUUACAAAUCAGCUGUAUGUAAUUCAACACAAUGCUUUAUGUCAAAGUCUCAUGGCUGUGGAAACUGCAAAUUCAGAUCUCAACUGCAGCCUGGAUGCAACAACAAUACUUGUUACAUUUGGGGUGAAAAUCCCUUGAUUAAUACUUAUAUAGAUCAUGCAGAAGUGGCUGAGGAUGUAUUGACCAUUGGUUCUACUCCUGGCGUUCGUGUAACUUGGCCAAGGUUUAUUUUCACUUGCCUUAUUGAUCCCGAUAUGGUGAGACUCCUUGCAAAUGGAGUCACAGGAACCGCAGGUUUUGGACACGAAAGUCUAAUUUCCAUUCCCAAUCAACUUGCAUUAGACCCUAGAUUUACCAGGACAUUCGGUAUGUGCUUGAGCUCAUCUACAAGAUCUCGUGGGGUUAUCUUUAUCGGUUCUGGCCCAUAUAAUGUUUACAAACCUAAGAAAGUCGACAUCCCCAAGGAUAUCGUCUACACCAAACUAAUUACAAAUAAGAGAGGAUUUCUACUAUCUGACGAGUACUAUUUUCAAAUUUCAUCCAUCCGAGUCGCGGGGCAAGACGUGCCACUAAAUAAAACAUUGUUAUCUAUUAAUAAUAAAGAACAUGGAACAGGUGGGACAAAAAUCAGCACUGCUAUGCCUUUCACAAUUUUGCACACUACCUAUUAUGAUGUUGUUAAAACUGCUUUCAUCAAGGCGCUUCCGAAGAAUGUGACACUUGUAGAGCCUCCACCUAUGAGUCAAUUUGGAGAUUGCUUUAGCUCCGAAAACAUUAAAAACUCCAAUGUAGGACCAGAUGUUCCUGUAAUAGACAUUGUCUUGUACAAGCCGAGUGCGUUUUGGAGGAUUUAUGGUGCAAAUUCAGUGGUACAAGUUACUAAGGACGUUAUGUGUUUAGCGUUUGUGAGACAAGACCAAAGAUGGAAUCCAACGAUUGUCAUAGGAGCGCAUCAAUUGGAAGAGAACCUCUUGGUAUUUGACCUUCCAAGAAAGAAAAUAGGUUUCGGAUCCUCACUCAAGCUCCAACAAGCAUCAUGCUCUAUGUAUGAUAAUACCAUUAUGAGCUAAUACCAUUCUAGUCUAGCCCCUCUAUUCUACGUAAUUUCCUAUUUCUUAUAGUAAUAAGUUUCAGGUACUUUUACAUAAAUAUGGUCACUCCUACUAUGUAUGUUAUGUCUGCACAAGUGCUUCAAUCAGCUCAACUACUGCAGCCCACUUGUUAAAUUUGAAAUGAUUAUUGUAUUUUAGGAUUCUAUUUUAU
Molecule: messenger RNA, 1618 nt
Organism: Capsicum annuum
Lineage: Eukaryota; Viridiplantae; Streptophyta; Magnoliopsida; Solanales; Solanaceae
Product: probable aspartic proteinase GIP2
Exons: 2
Coding region: 124-1425 (433 amino acids)
Biological process (GO): proteolysis
Molecular function (GO): aspartic-type endopeptidase activity
Source: RefSeq, a predicted model, not a curated record